CUCCAAUACACCACUCCCCUCCACCACCACCACCACCACCACCAUGGCCCCCGUCCCUCUCAGCACAGUCGAUGCCGACCUGAAAGAAAUCAUCCAACACCUCUUCGAGAUCCAGUCCGCCGUGCACGGCUACCUAGGCCCAGAAACCCAACAAGAACUCGUCCGAAAGAUAAAAAACCUCACCACCUCCCUAAGCACCCUCUCCACCCACACCGCCGACCAACCCACCCCCACCACCACCACCACCACCAACAACAACAACAACAACAACAACAACCCCUCCGACCCCCCAAUCCACAGCAUCCAGCUCCCCCCCGAAAUCAUCGACUACGUGGAUGCGGCGCGUAACCCGGACAUCUACACGCGGGAAUUCGUGGAGCUGAUCCAACGCGGCAACCAGGAUCUCCGGGGCAAGAAGGAGGCGUUUGCGGGGUUUCGGGAUGUGUUGGCGCGCGAGAUGAAGAGUGCGAUGCCGGAGGUGAGGGGGGAGGUGGAUCGCGUGUUGGCGAAUACGGAGGAUGUGGAUGGUGUGGGGGUGGUUUUUGGGGAGAUGGGGUUGGGGGGGGAGUAGUGGGAGGAGGUGAUGUGAUAUGUGCUUGGUAGUUGUAGUUAAUAUCA
Aspergillus heteromorphus CBS 117.55 is the source of this 618-nucleotide messenger RNA. It is a transcript of the gene nut2, whose product is annotated as mediator complex subunit NUT2. Lineage: Eukaryota; Fungi; Ascomycota; Eurotiomycetes; Eurotiales; Aspergillaceae. Gene Ontology annotation, biological process: regulation of transcription by RNA polymerase II. Gene Ontology annotation, cellular component: mediator complex. The record is from RefSeq and is a predicted model, not a curated record. Gene Ontology annotation, molecular function: transcription coregulator activity. The transcript is spliced from 3 exons. Bases 44 to 571 code for a protein of 175 amino acids.